Molecule: messenger RNA, 1089 nt
Organism: Rodentolepis nana
Lineage: Eukaryota; Metazoa; Platyhelminthes; Cestoda; Cyclophyllidea; Hymenolepididae
Source: the annotation of a GenBank genome assembly
AUGGAGGAAGCCAACGGUGAAACAUACUCCGACACCAGUGCCUUUUUACGCCUUAACAGCCGAUAUGACACAAAUGCUGAAGCCGAGGUUGUCCAGUGGAUUAAUCAAAUUGUUGGAGAGAGCGUACCUCUCGGACGAGAAAAUGUUCAACGAGCACUCAAGGAUGGCAAGAUUCUUGUGAGACUCAUUGACGCUGUUUACGAGAGAACAUCAAAUCUACCACCAGCAGCUCACAAUGUUCGCCGACCGCUAAAACCAAACACCAUGAACGCUCCAUUUAAACAGAUGGAGAAUAUCCAAAUAUUUUUGGAUGCCGCCGAAGCUUAUGGUGUUCCCAAGACUAGCCUAUUCCAGACCGUUGAUCUUUAUGAAGCCCGAAAUAUGUCACAAGUUAUCAACACCAUCAUGCAACUUGGCACUGAAUGCCAAAGAAAUGGUUUCUCUGGCCCGAUUUGUGGACCAAGACCCACUAAUAAACAGCAGCGUCAAUGGACUGAAGCGCAGCUUAGAGCCAGCGAAGGCAUUGUGUCUCUUCAGUCAGGAACCAACAAGUUUGCUUCUCAAAAGGGUAUGACCUUCGGUGGUGUUCGUCAUGGCGCCGAUAUUAAGGCCGAUGACAUGACUUUGGAGAGUCAGGGCAUUUGCAGUCUCCAGAUGGGAACAAAUAAAUUUGCCUCACAAAAGGGCAUGUCUUUCGGUUCUGUUCGUCACGUUGCAGAUAUUCGUUGCGAUGAUGUCACAAAGGAUGGACAGGGUAUUAUUACCCUUCAAAUGGGCACCAAUCAAUGUGCCUCUCAAAAGGGCAUGGCAAUGGGAGGCGUUCGCCAUGGCGCUGAUAUUCGUUGCGAUAACAUGUCCCGUGAGGGUCAGUCCACAAUCACCCUCCAGUAUGGUACCAACAAAUUCGCUUCUCAAUCCGGUAUGACCGCAAUUGGUGGUGUUCGUCAUAUUGCCGACAUCCGAGUCGGGCAAAUGUCAGCCGAAGGCGCUUCGCAUCUUGGUUUACAAAUGGGCCCCGGUGCUAACCAGGUCGCAACACAAUCUGGAAUGUCAUUUGGUGCAAUUCGUCAUAUCAACGACUCUCACUGA